AAUUUGCUCGAGAUCGCUUCGUCUCGCGCAUUCGGCCGCUAGCGAAACGCGCGCGUUUUCUUAGCGUUUUCUGAACCGCCUGCCUUGAAGCGGCGAUUUUGUGUGCUUACAAGUGCUGACGCAAGUGCUGUUGAUCAUAUCCAAUCCAAUCCAAUCCAAUCCAAUCCAAGCCGAAUUGAAUCGAAAAACGCGCUGUGUUGCAUCACGAGUCGAGAAUGAAGAUGCAGCUUCGUGUGUUUAGCCUGGCUUUGAUCGCCCUAAGCCAGAGCUACUUUGCCCAAGCCCAGGGCUACGACUAUCCCCAACCAAAGGUGCCCUUUAACGAUGGAUACUCGUACCCCCAGCCAGCGAUUCCCUUCCCACCACCAGCCCCGAAAGCGGUCGUGAAUAGUGGCUACUCCUACCCACAGCCAGCCAUUCCGUUCCCACCACCACUGCCCAAAUACACGCCGCCGGUGCAGCAGAUCAUUCCGCAGGAGCCCAAGCUGGUCAGUGGAUACUCGUACCCCAAGCCAGCGGUUCCGUUCCCACCGCCCACGCAGCCACCACAAAUCAGGGUGACCUCUCCACCGCCCACUAAAGGAUACGCCUACCCCACGCCAUCGAUUCCUUUCCCACCACCCAGCAUUCCACCACCUCAACCGAAGCAAGGAUACGAUUAUCCCAAGCCCGUCGUUCCAUUUCCACCACCAACGAAUCCACCACCGCAGGUGAAACAGGGAUACGACUAUCCCAAGCCAGCCAUUCCGUUCCCACCACCCACUGCUCCGCCACAGAAGUAUCUGCCACCAGUGACCACCACUCCUGCUCCACCUCCGCCGACUGUGAAGUACCUACCACCACCGCAGGUCAAGCAGGGUUACGAUUACCCGAAGCCAGCCAUUCCAUUCCCACCACCCACGAACCCACCACAGAAAUACCUGCCUCCCGUCGUGCCCACCAGCCCACCUGUGCCCAAAUACAUUCCCCCACCCACUCCCACCUACAUUCAACCACCGCCAAAGAAGCAGGGAUAUGACUAUCCCAAGCCCGCCAUUCCAUUCCCACCCCCAACGGCGCCACCACAGAAGUACCUGCCUCCUGUGACCACAACUCAAGCGCCACCACCACCCAAGUAUCUGCCACCACCUCAGGUGAAGCAGGGAUACGAUUACCCCAAGCCAACCAUUUCAUUCCCACCACCCACGGCUCCACCACAGAAAUAUUUGCCACCUGUAACCACAACUCAAGCACCACCACCACCCACAGUGAAAUACCUACCUCCACCACAAGUCAAGCAGGGCUACGACUAUCCCAAGCCCGCCAUUCCAUUCCCACCUCCCACGAAUCCCCCACAAAAAUACUUGCCACCUGUUGUGCCCACAACUCCGCCACAGCCAAAAUACUUGCCGCCCGUAAAGCCGACCAGCCCGCCACAGCCAAAAUACUUGCCACCUCCCCAGGCCAAACUGGGUUAUGAUUACCCCAAGCCUGCCGUUCCCUUCCCCCCACCCACUAACCCACCACAGAAGUAUCUGCCACCUGUUGUGCCUACGACUCCACCGCAGCCCAAGUACUUGCCACCUGUGAAGCCAACAAAGCCACCGCAGCCGAAGUAUCUGCCACCCCCGCAGCCCAAGUCGGGCUAUGAUUAUCCCAAGCCGGCCGUUCCAUUCCCACCACCCACUAACCCACCACAGAAAUACCUGCCACCAGUGAUCCCAACUUCACCGCCAGUGCCAAAAUACCUGCCUCCCACAAACCCACCAACGCCCAAGUACUUGCCACCAGUCCAGGUAAAGCAAGGCUACGACUAUCCCAAGCCCGCCAUUCCAUUCCCACCACCCACUGCACCGCCACAGAAGUACUUGCCACCUGUUACCACCACUCAAGCACCACCUCCACCACCACCGCCCACGGUGAAGUACCUACCUCCACCACAGGUGAAGCAGGGCUACGACUAUCCCAAACCCGCCAUUCCCUUCCCACCACCCACAAAUCCCCCGCAGAAGUACCUACCUCCACCACAGGUGAAACAGGGCUACGACUAUCCCAAGCCAGUCAUUCCAUUCCCACCACCACCCGCCCCAAAGUCCGAGGGCUAUUCCUAUCCGAAGCCGGCGAUCGCCUUCGACUUCUGAAGCACCAUCAUCCGUCGAUUGGCCACUCAUCACUGAUUAAAUGACACAAUAAUUGCCUCUGUGUGCGCAUAGUGAUCCUUAGGAACGUACGAAAUUGAAUAAUUGUAAUUAACUGUAAUAUUUAAUUUAAUACUUAUCUUUAAUGAUGUACCGGGUGUUUUGCCUGCGGACUCUCCAAUCGAACUUAGUCAUUAAAAUAUGUUUAUUAAAUUUAUGUUUUAACGAUUACGCAAUGCUGCCGGAAAUAAAAACGACAAUGUGAAUGUUUAAAA
Drosophila elegans is the source of this 2392-nucleotide messenger RNA. RefSeq names its product extensin-1. The transcript has 4 exons. The record is from RefSeq and is a predicted model, not a curated record. Lineage: Eukaryota; Metazoa; Arthropoda; Insecta; Diptera; Drosophilidae. Bases 216 to 2120 code for a protein of 634 amino acids.